UCCUCCCACAUCACCACGUCUCCACCUCCUACUCGCCUCUGCUUCCUCCGCUACCUCACUCACUGCAGCACAGGCAGGCUCAGUAGAGGCACUCUCGUUGGCAGGCACGCACACAGAUUGCUGUUCUCUGCUUCUGCUCGAGCCGAUGGGGUGGUGGGGAUGGGUGGCGGCGGCCGCGGCGGUGUGGGUGGCGGUGAAGGUGGUGGAGGUGCUGUGGUGGCGGCCGCGGCGGGUGGAGGAGCAAUUCGCGCGGCAGGGGAUCAGGGGGCCGAGGUACCGUUUCCUGGUCGGGUGCGUGCGCGAGAUGGUGGCGCUCAUGGUCGCCGCCUCCGCCGAGCCAAUGCCGCCUCCCUACCGCUCCCACAACGUCCUCCCCCGUGUCCUCGCCUUCUACCACCACUGGAAGAAAAUAUACGGUUCUACGUUCCUGAUAUGGUUCGGGCCCACGCCGCGGCUGGCCGUCGCCGACCCGGAGCUCAUCCGGGAGGUUCUCCUCGCGCGCGCCGACCGCUUCGACCGCUACGAGUCGCACCCCAUGGUGCGCCAGCUCGAGGGCGAGGGCCUCGUAAGCCUCCGCGGCGAGAAGUGGGCGCACCACCGCAGGGUGCUCACGCCGGCCUUCCACAUGGACAACCUCCGCCUCCUCCUCCCGUGCGUCGGGAGGACGGUCGUCGACAUGGCCGACAAGUGGCGCGCCAUGGCGGCGGCGGACAAGUCCGGCGAGGUCGAGAUCGACGUGUCCGACUGGUUCCAGGUCGUCACGGAGGACGCCAUCACGCGCACGGCGUUCGGCCGGAGCUACGAGGAUGGCAAGGUCGUCUUCAAGCUCCAGGCGCAGCUCAUGGCCUUUGCCUCCGAGGCGUUCCGCAAGGUCUUCAUCCCCGGAUACAGGUUCUUGCCGACCAAGAAGAACACAAGCUCGUGGAAGCUGGACAAGGAGAUCAGGAAGAACCUAGUGACGCUCAUUGGUCGGCGGCAGGAGGCGGGUGACGACGAGAAGCUGGACGGCUGUGCCAAGGACCUCCUCGGCCUCAUGAUCAAUGCCGCCAGCAGCGGCGCCGGCAAAAAGAGGCCGCAGCCGGUGAGCCCCAUCACCGUAAACGACAUUGUGGAGGAGUGCAAGACCUUCUUCUUCGCGGGGAAGCAGACGACGUCGAAUCUCCUGACGUGGGCCAUCGUCGUGCUCGCCAUGCACCCGGAGUGGCAGGAGCGAGCCCGCCAGGAGGUCGUCGAUGUCUGCGGCGCGGGCAGCGUACCCUCCCGCGAGCAACUCGCCAAGCUCAAAACGCUCGGGAUGAUCCUGAACGAGACGCUCCGGCUUUACCCGCCGGCGGUGGCGACGGUGCGGCGCGCCAAGGCCGACGUGGAGCUCGGCGGGUACCUGAAGAUCCCGCGCGACACGGAGCUGCUGAUCCCCAUCAUGGCCGUGCACCAUGACGCGCGGCUCUGGGGCCCCGACGCGGCGCAGUUCAACCCGGCGCGGUUUGCGGACGGCGCGGCCCGGGCGGCGAGGCACCCGACGGCGUUCAUACCGUUCGGGCUGGGCGCGCGGAUGUGCAUCGGGCAGAACCUGGCGAUCCUGGAGGCGAAGCUGACCAUCGCCAUCAUCCUCGAGCGGUUCGACUUCCGGCUGUCGCCCAACUACGUUCACGCGCCGACGGUGCUGAUGCUCCUCCACCCGCAGUACGGGGCGCCCAUCGUGUUCCGGCCCCGCUCACCAUGCCAGCCGGCCGAUCAACCUCAACUUGUGAAAAGAUGAACCCACUAACCAACCAGCCGUGUCAGUGUCAGGAUCGAUGUCGUUGUGCUUGCGCUUGCUCGCUCACUCUCUCCAAAAGAGGCAGCAGAGAGAGAUCAUAGGAGCAAAGUUGCCGUCAGAGAAUGACUUGAGGAAAAGAAGAUAAGAAAAAAGAAGCAUCUUUUAUUGUACUAACAACAUAUAUCCUGCAGAGGAUGAGAUGAGCAUCCCAUCAGCAGCAGCAGCUUAGAUUAGGAUUAGGAGUUUAGAGGCCUUCACUCCCAUUUUUCUUUUUUUUUACCGCAUUUUGGGUUAAUGGUUUCUUCCUUGGAUUGGGGGGAUUUUGGUGAUCAGUUUGGUGUAUGGAAUGAAAGAUUGCAAAGUGUACACAUGCCAUGUCCCCAUUUGUUCCUGAAUUUGGAUACAUGACCAAGAGAGGCCAUUGAAGAGUGUGGCUCCUCUACUCUGUUUACAUCUCU
Oryza brachyantha (malo sina) is the source of this 2217-nucleotide messenger RNA. Its product is annotated as cytochrome P450 734A6. NCBI's taxonomy places the organism in Eukaryota, Viridiplantae, Streptophyta, Magnoliopsida, Poales, Poaceae. Gene Ontology annotation, molecular function: oxidoreductase activity, acting on paired donors, with incorporation or reduction of molecular oxygen; monooxygenase activity; iron ion binding. Bases 146 to 1759 code for a protein of 537 amino acids. The transcript has 4 exons. Gene Ontology annotation, biological process: brassinosteroid metabolic process; brassinosteroid homeostasis. The record is from RefSeq and is a predicted model, not a curated record.